Achroia grisella is the source of this 6876-nucleotide messenger RNA. RefSeq lists its product as uncharacterized. The record is from RefSeq and is a predicted model, not a curated record. NCBI's taxonomy places the organism in Eukaryota, Metazoa, Arthropoda, Insecta, Lepidoptera, Pyralidae. Gene Ontology annotation, cellular component: cell-cell junction. Gene Ontology annotation, molecular function: cell adhesion molecule binding. Gene Ontology annotation, biological process: cell-cell adhesion. Bases 183 to 2453 code for a protein of 756 amino acids. The transcript has 15 exons.
CGUUCAGUGGUGACGGUUGUGUCGUGUUUUCUUUUGUGUCACCAGCGUUCCGUGAUUCGUCACCGAUGCAGCGCCCAUCGAGAUGAGCGCACUCCGCGCCCCGCCCCCACCCCGCGCCUCUUUCUGUCUCGCUCGCACACACCCUCUCACUUUCACCCCCUAUCUCUCCUCCUCCGGCCAGGAUGCCUGAACGCGCUCCAGGCCUGCGCCCGCGCAGCAUAUGGACGCAUUUGUACUUCUUAUUUCUUAUUGGCUUAUCCCCCGGUGGUGGCAUCGAAUGGAGUAGCUCCGAGCGAUCACCGGCUCCAGCACCACCCAACCUCGAGGUGGAUGCCGCUGAACUAGUCCGUGAUGCCCCCCUCUAUCCCCCACUUCAAGACACACCCGAGGACCUUUACGAAGGUCCAGACAAAAGUGAACUUUCCUACAACGACUUAGAAACCAGUAUAGAAGAGAAUAGAUUACUUGUUACACCUGAAGAUUUGGGUAAUAUUGAGACUGAUGACGAAACUAAGGUACAAAGUGGGGGGGAGGUAGAUGUUGCAAUAGGUAGUGGUAGUGAGGAGAGAACAAAGAGGAGUAGUGGACAGGAGUGGGAGAGAUCUUCAAAGCCAAGCAAUAAUCGCCGUGUAAAAACUGGUGAUACAAUACUCAACAUACGAGGGGCGGUCCGGGAUGCCAUUGGUGAUGCUGGUGCAGCACCAGGUCCUCGUGCAUCAUCCAGGGUUGAUACCUUCGUCAUAAGACCAGCACAGGAGCAUGCACAUCGGAUGCCAGUCCACGAUCAACCUCGAGCCCAACCGUCCAUAAGUCAGGUACCGAAGAAUGAACGAGAUAUAUUAGUAGAAGCACACUCACGGGCACGUAUACCGUGCGAUCUGAUUAACAUUACUAACCUUCGAUGGUAUAAGGACAAUGAGCAAAUGAACGUGCCAUCAUCAUCUGGUAAUGGAGGUGGUGAAGCUAUGUGGAAAGAUGGAGAAACUCUCGUAGUGGGGAGAGCGACACGUGGUGAUUCUGGCGCUUGGAGAUGUGCAGGAGUUGACAAAGCAGGGAAAACAAUAUCCGGGAAACCUACGCGAUUACUUAUUUACGAGCCCGUCCGGUCUGUCUAUCUGGCAGUCGAUGGUAGAAGAUUAGAUGCUGGCAAUACUUGGGUGCCUGUCAGAGACAAGACUGUUCUAGAAGUGAGAUGCGUCGCUGAAGGCGGAGUACCGCCGCCUGAUCUCUCAUGGAGGCUGCUAGCUUUAGAGCCAACGUUGGAUCACCGUCCGUAUCUACGAAUAUAUCACACAAAUUAUUCAAUAGAGGGUAUGUCUUCAUCUCACGUCGUAGUAACCGCAGCUAGGGAGUUGCAUAAUGCAACAUUACAAUGCGAAGCCCGACAGAGAAGUCCAAUAUUAUCUGUUGCCUCAAUACCAGCAAAUCCCACGCCAGCAUCAGAUCCUAUAACCGCUAAAUUAGAAAUACAUGUAACUUAUCCUCCAUCUUUUGUUAUAUCACGAUGGCCCGGAUUUGGUAUAUCCUUAUCCGCUGGAGGUGCUGCUGCUUUGCGAUGUGAUGUUGAUGCCAAUCCACCUGCUAGAGCUUGGUGGUUGCGAGAUGAUGCUGAUCCUACAAGUUCUCCACCACCGUUAGAAGCUGGCGACGAGACAGCCCGUGGUUCAGCCACACUUCGAUGGGCGACAUUACGUGCAACCCAUGCUGGAUGGUAUCGCUGUCGGGCCACUUGGCUUGAUGCUGAAUACUCAUCUAUAGGAUAUUAUCUAAAUGUUUUAGCAGCUGAAGAAAAUAUAGAAACAGCUACCGAACCUGAUGCUGAGGCUGAGGAGCCUGACCAUCAGAAGGUGGAUGUUCCUCUUGGUGGAAAUGUUCAACUGCACUGUCCUAAAGGCAGUGUAGGGUGCUGGUGGAGACGAGUUGUGGGGAAUUCAAGUGAAACGUGGGCACCAGCUGGCUCUCAACACGCUCACGGUGUCUUAGGUAUAAAAGAUGCUCUUUAUCAAGAGGGAGGCGAGUACCGAUGUGUCGGUACCCGUGCGCCUGACCUCAAGCGAUUGCGUGAACUGAAAAGAGUUACUUUAAGAGUAACGGGUGGGGCGACUGCAACAGCCUUAAGUGCAGAGCCAGCAGCAGGAGGCUGGCGUCUCGAAUGUGGUGCUUGCGGUAGAGGAGUUCGUGUAAUUUGGCUCCGAGCAGGUAUCGCAACUCGCGCAUCCCUCAAUCCAGAUCUAGCCCAACACUGCUGGAGAGCAGUCCUGCACGUCGCAGAACCUGAUGAGGUUUGGUGCGUAGCUGCAACCACUGGAGCAGGUGCUGUUGCUGUGUUUCCUCGUCGAGCACCGCUCCCAUCACCUGCUCCAGCAAGGCACACAGUCCGUGCAUUGCACGAUGAUGCAGUAUCACUUCACCCUCAGUUACUCCUACUUCUAUCUGCGCUAUUACUUCGUUGAGAACUCACGUCUUUGACAGUGGUUUUAAUCGAGAAUAUUAUAGGUGAGUCGAAUUCGCAUUUCUCAGAACAACGAUUGAUAUCGAAUUCCUAUUAUCUGUUGAAUGAGACACGUUAUCAUUCAAUAUAAAGAGGAUCUUUUAUAUUCUUUUAACUUUUCCUCCAUUGUUGAUCCCUGUGUCACCUUCAAAUGUUUUAUUAAUGAAUUCUAUAAAAAGCAAAGUAUAAAAUAUCAUCCUCUUUAUAUUAUUUGAUGUAUUUUCUUACUAAUCAAGUGUCUGAUAAAUAUCUGUCGGAUAGACGUUAUAUUAUUAAUAUAUUAAGACAGCCUGCUGUCUAUACUUUAGACUUCGUAGUACUCUACCGUAAUUUGUUAUACUAGUGUACCUACUUAUCUCUUAAUAUUGCGGUGUUCGUUGCGAUAUUACCAAUGCUGAUUCAGUAUUAAUAGUAUGUAAACCGCCAUUUAUAUUUAUAAUAAUAUUAUUAAUAAGAAAUGUAAUACAGUAAUAUUAAUGAAUACGACUAUAAAAGUGUAACUUAAUAUUAGAACAUUGAAAUUGUUUCCAAAUAAUGUAACAAUGUUUCAUUCAAAUAAUACCUUGUUUGUUUAUGUAUAAGUCUUCUUUUAUUUACAAUUUUGUUUAAUAUUAUUGUAAUUUCAAUAUAAAAAUCGCAGCGAACAUAUUUUCCUGUCCUUCUAUUUAUUUCCCUAAUAUUCCAAUUUCCUUGUUAUUUAUUUUAUAGUGAAUAUUUAAGAAAACAGGAAGCGAUCGUGCCAAAUUGUUGAUAUUUUAAAAUAGAUUUUUAUUAUAUUGGAUUAAAAUAUGAUUUUAAGUUUAUAGCGUAUUGAUAUGUGAAGAUUUGUGUAAUGUGAACACCAAUUGAAAUUUAGUAUUAUAUGAUAAAAAUGUAAGUUUGGAUGGGUCUAAUGCUAGUGUUACAGCCAACCCAUCACGGUAUUUACAUUUUAAUGAUUGAGAAACAGUUAAAUUUAAUAUUAACUAUAAAAACCCUAAAUGUAUUGGAGACGAUUAAGUAAAUGAUGUCGUUGUUAAAUAUAAAUACCGUGAUUAAAAUCCAAACUAAGCAUAUAUUUUAUAUAUAGAUGUCAAAUUCUUAAUAAAUAAAUAAAUAUAAACAUUAUGUAUCAUAGCUUAAACUGAAUCAUGUAAAUUUCGAUGUCAAUUUUAGAUGCCCGUUUAGAUCGGGCGAAGUUUUGUAUGAAUGACAUUUGCUACCACAAUUUUUGCAACAAUCUUUUUAGUGCAUAAGUGUAAAUUUUAUCUCAUGUUUGAUGUUAAAAUGUUAUCGGUGGUUAGUUUUCUAUUAGAUUGCGUUUUUAUUUACUUUAUCACCAUGUCCUUUAACAUCAUCUUAUAUUUUCUGUAGUUUUAUAUUAGAAGUGUAAAGUUGUGCGUUUCCAUAAAUCAGUUAAUUAUAUUUGUUACUUUAAAUGCAUACAUGACUAAAAAUUAAGAAAUAAAUAACCUUUUAAAGGUCGCAGAUAAAAUGAUUGACAAAAUUAAUCCAACGCUUUCCUUUGUUACUAUUAUUAAACAUUUCAUAUAUAUAAAUUAUUUUACAGUUGCAAACUAAAACGAGAAUAUAAUAAAAAAUAUUAUACCAUGAUUGAUGGAAACGCACGAGUACGAGUCGUUGUUGUUGUUAAGAAUUGUGAUAACAGAAGAGGCGCGGGAGCGUCGCGGGCCGAGAGUUUAUCAUGAGAAUUUAACCAUAAAUCGUUAGUUUAAUUAGAUGGUAGUGAGAUGUAUUUUUGUAUAUCUAAACGUAUGGUCAAUUGUACAAUGAUUUUUCGAAAAAGUGUAUAUUGAUACAAAGUUUUGUUUAAGUACCUGGAUAUGUGGAAGUAAUAAUCCGUCCAAUGCGGAAUUCGUAGAUAGAUAAGGAGCUACGUAGAUCCCUCUGACUACCGGCGUUUUCAUUCUCCAUCAUUCCUAUGGAUUUCAUCAAAUCACAUUAGAUAAAAAACCUCUAGCAUUCCUCUUUUUAAUAUACCUUUUAUAAUUUUCUAAAUCCUAUAGUAAUGUAUUUUUUUAAUUUCAAACAUUAACAUUUUUAGAAAUAUCUUAGAAUUUCCAAAACUUCCCUUAGGUACGUCAUCAAAAUACAUUAUUAGAAUUGUAUUAGAAAUCCCAAUAACGAGAUCUUUUUAUACUAACAAUGCUAUACUAUCACUUCCUUCUUAUAGUUAUUUAUUUUGAGUAUUCUUCAUGUUUACUUCUUCAAUUUGUCUGAAUAUUUGGAGCCUUUGCUCACGAGUAUAUUACGCCGUCGUGUGUGAUCACUAUACCUUACAACAAUUAUUGUUCCACUUUCUUUUUCUUUCUAAGUAUUUUUCGUAGAAACUUCUAAAUUAAGUUCUUCUUCUAAAUUCUUAGUACAUCUAUCGUAUUCUUCUACUUUAUUAUUGAAAUUCGAACGUAGUUUACAUUGCAAUUUGGAAUUUGUACCAGUAAUUAAAUUAAAUAAUACAUUUUUGAAUCUAUUUAUUAUAUUAAAUGUGUGUGUACAGGGUUGUUUGCCCAAAUAUUCACUACAUUAGCACAGUGUAAGUAAAAAUAAUAGAAAAUGUUCUAAUCAUAUAUAACACAAUAUUAUUAUAAUAUAUCCGCCUUUUUGUACAAUAUUUAAAUGAAUAAACUUCUUCUGUACUAGUUUGGAGUUCAGAUAAAUUUCUUUUUAAUUUCUUCAAUCUUUUAUAACAGUAUUUAUUCUAUUUGCUUUCCUUUCAUAUAUAGUUGAUAUUUCUUUUGUUUUUGCUUACACUGUGAUUGAAAGCUCCGCGGCCCCCGCACCUCCUUUAAAUUUAAUUGAACGAUAUAAUACCAUUCGUGUUUCAUAAUCAAUAUGUUUGCCAUUAUUAUCGUUUUUUCUUCAUUAAAAACUAUAAAGUUCUCAAUUUUACUGUCUUUUUAUGGUUAUAAUAACUAUUCCAAUUCUAAACCAAUCGAAAUUAUUUUAUUAUUAUCUGAAUAGUUUACUUUUGUAUUGAUUUUAUGUCUACCAAAUCUAACAGGUCUGAAGUCUAUUUCUGGAUGAAGUUUUGAACUGUUUAAACCUGUAAAAUAUUCAUAAAUUUAUAUCAAAUUAUAGACUAACAUAACUUACUUUAAAUUUACAAAAUUUAACUUGUCAUUAAUGAGUAUUAUUUUUUAAUUAAUUCCAAUAUUUGAUACCAGUGACAUAUGAAAAGUCGAUUCUAAAAUUCAAUUUGUCACCUUCGGUAGAUGAAUAUUUAAUAGUACAAGGUGUACAGUAAAGCAAAUACAUUUUCAUCAAUUCAGUAAAUAAAGCACCUGAAAUGAAAAUAACAAAUGUCUACAACAACCCCUCAAAAAUACUAUGAAUAAGUAAUCAGUGUUGAAAGAUUAUAUGUGGUCAUAACUUUACAAUAGAAAUAAUUGUUCUUUCAACUCUUUUUGAGAAAUUAAAUAGAAAACGAUAAUUUAAGUGACUCUUUGUAACGUCCUUACUAAUAUUAUAAACGCGAAAGUUUGUACGUAUGGAUGUUUGUUACUCUUUCACGCAAAAAUUACUGAAUAGAUUUCAAUUAUGCUUUGCCAUAAUAUAGCUUCUAAAUUAAAAUAAAACGUAGGCUCUAAAUUAUGAGGAUAUUGAGUGAAUAAUCCAAAAUAUAACAAUAUGUCAAGUAACUAGGAAAAAAAUCAUCCAUCUGCGAGCUAUUCUGUCGUGCGUCUGUUACGCCUUUACGACUAAACCGCAGAACCAAUUUUAAUGAAUUUUGGUAUAAAGAUAGAUAGGCCACUAUAUAAGAAAAUAAGUCGCAGCUAGUACUAUAAAAUUCAUUAAUAUCGUCUUUAUUAUCUGUUGCAACAUUUAAUAUAUUUGUUCGGGUAAUUAUUACAACUCAAUUAGUUGUACUGAAAUUUUGUAUACAAGUAUAAUUUGGUUUUCAAACAAUUUUAUUAAUCAAAUUACCGUCCAAUUCGUCUACAUACUUCAAUUGAAAAGAGUUAGUAAUAAACUCAACUAUUACAUUUUUCUGUUGUAAAUUAACAGCCCUAUUUUUAAACUUACGUAUUUCGUACAUUUUAUAGACAUUGUUACAUUGAGAGAGGUUUAUCUUGAUUUACCACAAUAUUAUUUAUGUUAAAACCCGUUUAUUUGACUUUAUUAGUUUUUGUUUUUUUAAUUCGCGAGUCAAAUACUAGGCAAACAUAUUGAUUGCGUAAUGCUAAAUAUAUUCAAUUGUAAAUCACUUGGUAAGUUUUGUAGCGUCCAUAUCGACACUACUGUGUCGCAUCUCGGUGCCAAAUACAUAAUUUAAUAGAUCAUAAUAUAUAUAUAUUUACAUUUAUUAAUAUACAUUAUUGUUUACUUUGAUAUUGAAUGUACAGAAACCAUAUAUUCAUUCAACAUGUGUUUAUGGAAACUCGUAU